GCGUAAGGCAUGAUGGAUCUUUUUGAAAUCCUCCCUGGAUCAAAUUGUCUUGCUUUUAGCAAUUUAUCGCAUGUUUUACUACAGCGCCGACUUGAGGGUCAAAUCUCUGGUUGCCAUCUAUUGUUACUCCCAGACCGGUGGCAGUGGAUUUCAAAUAUGGAGUCAAAGAUCCAAGAGUCAUAAGAGCUGCUUCGCCCACCGGCGCUCCCUCUAAGUAUCAUCAUCAUCAUCAUCAUCAUCAUCACCAUCCCCGCAUCCUCCCACAGCUCCAGUCAUCCUCCGUGGAAACGCUGAUCGGUUCAGCAUGGAGCUGCUGAAUGUUCUGCUUUUUGUGGGAAUCUCCGCCUGCUCGAUCAAAGUUUCUCAGCAAGGGCCGAGCCAGCGCAGACUGUACGGUGAUCUGAUGAGCAGCUACAACCCACUGGAGAGACCAGUUUUCAACGAUUCUCAGAGCCUCACUGUUUACUUUGGCCUCAGCCUCAUGCAGAUCAUGGAUGUGGAUGAGAAGAACCAGGUUCUAACAACCAACAUUUGGCUUCAGCUGUACUGGAAUGACUAUUACCUCCAGUGGAAUCCGCUGGACUAUCCAGGUGUGACCAACGUGAGAUUCCCCGACCAUCUCAUCUGGAAGCCAGACAUCCUGCUCUACAACAGUGCAGAUGAAAGGUUUGAUGCAACAUUUCACACCAACAUUUUGGUCAACUCCUCAGGCGCCUGUUCGUAUCUUCCUCCAGGUAUCUUUAAGAGCACCUGCUACAUUGACGUCCGUUGGUUCCCCUUUGAUGUCCAGAGAUGUGACCUGAAGUUUGGCUCCUGGACGUAUGGAGGCUGGUCCCUAGAUCUAAAGAUGGUGGAGGCAGACAUCACCGGCUACAUCGCCAAUGGAGAAUGGGACCUUGUUGAGGUUCCGGGUCGAAGGAACGAGCGUUUUUACGAAUGCUGCGACGAGCCUUACCCUGACAUAACCUUCACUGUGGUGAUGAGGAGACGGACCCUCUACUACGGCCUCAACUUGCUCAUCCCGUGUGUCUUGAUCUCCACUCUGGCUCUGCUCGUCUUCCUCCUGCCUGCCGACUCCGGGGAAAAGAUCUCACUGGGCAUUACAGUUCUGCUCUCCCUGACUGUCUUUAUGCUGCUAGUUGCAGAGAUUAUGCCUGCCACAUCAGACUCUGUGCCUUUAAUAGCUGAAUACUUUGCCACAACCAUGGUCAUUGUUGGUCUGUCUGUAAUUGCUACUGUUUUGGUGCUGCAGUAUCACCACCAUGACCCUGAUGGAGGAAAGAUGCCUAAAUGGACCCGUGUGAUCCUGCUGAACUGGUGCGCCUGGUUCCUGCGCAUGAAACGCCCCGGCGAGGACCGAGUGCGCUCAGCCUGCCACAACAAGACCCGACGGAGCAGCCUGACCAGCAUGGACCUCAACGCCAGCAGCUCUGUCUCCCAGUCUACCAACGGCCACAUGCUCUACGUGGGCGUCCGCGGCCUGGAGAGCAUCCACUGCUCCACGGCCGCCACCUCCCCUGACUCCGGGGUGCUCUGCGGGCGGCUGAUAGGACGAGCCGGUGAGGACGAGCUGCUCCUCCCAUCGAGUCAGAGCUCCAACCUUGGGUACAUGGAGCUGGAGCUGGCCAAGAUCCUAGAUGAGGUGCGUUACAUUGCCAAACGAUUCCGUGACCAAGACGAGGACGAGACUGUGUGCAACGAGUGGAAGUUUGCCGCAUCUGUCAUCGACAGGCUUUGCCUCAUGGCCUUCUCCGUCUUCACGAUCCUCUGCACCAUCGGGAUACUCAUGUCGGCACCCAAUUUUGUAGAAGCCAUUUCCAAAGACUUUUUCACAUGAGUCUAUUGAUGUAAAAAAAAAAGAAGAAAAAAGUAAGUGAAUAAGCUGGCCCCAGUAAUAAAGUGAUGAUUCUCCUCUGGCAUUUAUGUGACACCGCCCCACACUUUGAAGGAAUUAAUCUCUACUAUCCUUUUGUACUGUCAGAUAAGAAAUCUAAUCAGUAUCAUCAGUGUUAUUUGCAAAGAAUGCAACUUUGGUUUUUGGUGUGACUUCUGCAUUGCAAUAUGCAGUUCUGUUCAAAGUAAUAGCAGUCCAACACUGGCAUUACAUGUCAAAUAAUCUACUGGCAUGUGUAGAAGAGUAAUAGAAAACCAAUAGACCAAACAGAUAUGACCUGCAUGCUGCUGAUUCUGUGUAACCAAUCGAUCAUUGAAAGGUGGUGUUCAAUCAGUGAGGUCAUUCAGGUGUCAAAGAUCUGGCCCUCAUCAAAGAAAGAAGGCCCCGAGUUUUGUAAAUGAUGUAACAGUGCAUUUCUCUUUUUAAGGAAGUUGACUGAAGAAGGGCAGAAUAAAAAGAAAUGCAGAAAGCAAUAGGCUGCUCUGCUCAGGUGAUCUCAAAUAAUUGAACAAUGACUACUAAUACCAGAAAGACGUUAAAGACAAUGGAAAACUGUAGUUGCAGUGGUUUGAAGAAUAGCCAACGUGGCAAAGAUUCAGCCAAUGUUCAGCUCACAGGGUCUACAGUUCCUGUGUGGGGGCUGUGAUAAUCAGGAGACACCCCCGCACGGCCAAGCUAUUGGCAAGAAGCUAAAGAAAAAUGUUGCAACAUUUUCAAGAACAGAUGAAACACACACACACCACAUAUCCUGGAUCAGUUUGAAUACAUCAGCAUACCUGAAGAGGUCAUGCUGGCUUCUGCCAAGGAGGAAGUGCCCUUGAAACAGAUGAUUCAACAACACAGUGACCCCAAACACACCACAGGGCAGCUUUUUGGUUCCAGACCAACAAGAUUAGUGUUACGUAAUGGCCAACCUCAUGUUUGGACCUUAAUAACACAGCAAACCUGUAGGGUGACAUCAUUCAUGCUGUUUCUGAAGCAAAAACUAAGAUAUGCGGAGGAAUUAUAGAACAUGGAGAAAUAAAUCCUGGGUUGAAGUACCUGGUCCCAGGCGCUGGACUCCAUUAACACGGAGGUGAAGCAGUUCUCAGAAACGACCACUGAAGAGUUCAGUAUUAGGUCAGUAAUUCAGAGGAAAGCUUAAUCUUCAAUCAUGUUCAAUUUAUUUACUAUAUAUUUAAGUGGGUAAAAAAACAAAACAAUGCAGGCCCUGCUGUUUUUUGGAACAGGGGUUCCCAAACUUUUCAGCCUGCGACCCCCAAAAUAACAGUGCCACAGACUGGUGACCCCCUUUUGAUGAGUGGGAGAUUUUUUAAGUUUUUUUUUUUUUUUUUUUUUGAGGGGGUGUAAGUAUAAGGUUUAAGUAUAUUAUAAGGGUUAAGCUAUUGUACUUUAACCUGACAACAGCCAGCUGCAUGUCUCGCUCCGCCUAGCUCCACUCACAUAUGUAUGUGAGUGAAGCUAGGCGGAGCGAUACAUGCAUCUGGCUGUUGUCAGGUUAAUUGUACUUACCCUUAAGUAUGGGCGGUGAUCAUAAGAAUAAAGUCAUAAGAUUUAGAAAAUACACUUUUAAAAUUAUGAAUAAAGUAGUGCUUUUAUAAGACCUCUACCAAAAAAAAGUUCAGCCUUCCACCAGUAUUAAGAGGAGGAAUGUUGAGCAUCUUGCAAAGUUAUACUUUGGUGCCGGAUGCACAUCAGCGUCAAAUCCUCUCGUGAGCCCCCAGGGGGUCCAGACCCCCGCUUUGGGAACCCCUGCUCUAAGACAAUGCAAUAUUAUUUUUCCUUACUUUCUACUGAUUAAAAAUAAUAAUUAAAACAAUUAUAUGUUUUUCUUUAUGCUGUGAUUUGACGUUGAAUGUUUAGUAUUCCCAAUGCAUUAUUGUGUGAGGAAAUAAAAGCUGUUAAAGGAAUGUUAAGCUCUUUGCUCACUUUUUUAACACACUGCUAUUAUUUUGAACACAACUGUACAUAAUAUAUCCCAUAUCUAAAGAGAAAGGCUAAUGUAUCACAUCGAUACUCAUAGCUGAAGAAAAAUAAUUGUGAUGUUUGCUUUCUGUAAACAUAUAGAAAUAUAGUCUAUUUUUAAUUGUUCGUUGAACCUUAUUUUACUUUAGGACUUUGUUUGACAUCAGAGUAACUGACUUAGUUUUUAUCUCUGUAUGUUUCAGUGUUUGCUCUUGUUCACUGAAAAGUUUAAUAAUAAAUGUGAUCUUUUUGCUUGAAA
This is a messenger RNA of Fundulus heteroclitus (mummichog), 4118 nucleotides long. RefSeq names its product cholinergic receptor, nicotinic, alpha 7a (neuronal) (gene chrna7a). The record is from RefSeq and is a predicted model, not a curated record. Gene Ontology annotation, molecular function: transmembrane signaling receptor activity; acetylcholine-gated monoatomic cation-selective channel activity. The coding region runs from base 305 to 1837 and encodes 510 amino acids. Gene Ontology annotation, biological process: monoatomic ion transmembrane transport; chemical synaptic transmission; nervous system process. NCBI's taxonomy places the organism in Eukaryota, Metazoa, Chordata, Actinopteri, Cyprinodontiformes, Fundulidae. Gene Ontology annotation, cellular component: synapse; postsynaptic membrane; neuron projection. The transcript has 11 exons.